Molecule: messenger RNA, 1447 nt
Organism: Leptopilina heterotoma
Lineage: Eukaryota; Metazoa; Arthropoda; Insecta; Hymenoptera; Figitidae
Product: probable palmitoyltransferase ZDHHC24
Exons: 1
Coding region: 119-976 (285 amino acids)
Molecular function (GO): palmitoyltransferase activity
Source: RefSeq, a predicted model, not a curated record
AAAACAAACAAUUUUUCAGUAGUAACUAGUAAACAAAAGUGUCAAAAAGCAUACGUGUACUAAAUAAUACAAUUUUUAUCAAGAAAACAAAGUGUGAAAAGAGAAAAUUAAGAAGAAAAUGAUUGUGCGAAGGAAUAUUUUACCUCGAACUGUAAGUGACAUUUUAUCAGUGAGCUUUAUAUUGAUAAUAACUCCUCUCAUUUAUUGGUUCGAACUCUGGCUAGUGUUACCGGAAAUUUAUGAAUACGGGAGUUUCUUUUACAUUUUUCACUUUAUUUUCGGCAACUUUAUAAUGUUAAAUAUAGUGGGAAACUUUACAUACACAGUAUUAUGCGAUACAAGUACGCGACAAGUUCUAGUUAAUUCAAGUGAGGCAAAAACAAAAACCGGUUGGAGGUUAUGUUCGACUUGUGAAGCAUUGGCACCUCCUCGCUCUUGGCACUGUAAUAUUUGCAAUACUUGCAUAUUAAAACGUGAUCAUCAUUGUAUUUUCACCGCCUGCUGUGUAGGACACAAGAAUCAUCGUUAUUUCCUCAUGUUUGUUUUCUAUUUAUUCGUCGGCGCGACUUUUAGUUUUUAUUUCAAUAAUUUCUUCAUUUGGCGGAGAAUAAACUUUGAAUUUCCAAUGUCAAUUUUGAAGAUUGUCUUUCCGUUGGCGAUUUUUGUGUUUGGUUUCGAUGGAUCGAUUGAACAGUUUUAUUUAUUGUUGUAUAUUGUCACGGUGAUUGGAAUGUUGUUCACAGGAGUAUUGUGUGCCUAUCAUUUUCAUCUUGUUUUCAUUGGAUGCGUCGCGAACGAAAAGGACAAAAAGAGGUUUACUUACAAUCUUGGCUGGAGGCAAAAUUUUUUGGAAGUUUUCGGAGAUCGGUGGUACGUUGCUUGGCUACUUCCUUAUUUUAAGUCGACGUUGUGUCAUGACGGAAUCACUUGGGAUACUCCUGCUUCCUGGCAGGAAAAUAGCACUAAGACAAAGUGACAACUUUUUCCAAAGGCCUUGAACUUUUUUGUCCAAAGAAAGUGAAAAUGCUCCUAUGAACUUGAAGAUUUUAGUUUGAUAUUACGAAGGUAUUUAUUUGAUUUCUAAAAUAGUUCAUCUUUGUUUAAAGAAAGAGUUUAAUAUAUAAAAAAAUUAAUACUUGGACAUUAAUAUAAAAAAAAAUUGAUUGUUUAAGUUUUGAAGUAAUUCGAAGACUUUGUUCUUCAAUAAAAGUUUGUGUGUGUGUUAAUUUUAUUAAAAACAAAAAAAUCAACGAAAGGAAAAUAAUUUUUCAUGUGUAAAUCUUUCAAAAAAGAAAAUUGUAAUGAGUCUUAAAUAUACUAGCUAUAAGAACAAAUUAUUGAACUAAAUAUGUGUGUUUACAAUAAAUCUAAAGACAGGGAAAAUUUUAACAUUUUUCGUUUCUUACUGUAAAUAAUUACAACAAUAAAAAUUUGGAUUGAUCAGUAA